This is a messenger RNA of Cataglyphis hispanica, 1135 nucleotides long. RefSeq names its product small ubiquitin-related modifier 3 (gene Sumo). Gene Ontology annotation, molecular function: ubiquitin-like protein ligase binding; protein tag activity. NCBI's taxonomy places the organism in Eukaryota, Metazoa, Arthropoda, Insecta, Hymenoptera, Formicidae. The transcript is spliced from 3 exons. The coding region runs from base 222 to 500 and encodes 92 amino acids. The record is from RefSeq and is a predicted model, not a curated record. Gene Ontology annotation, biological process: protein sumoylation. Gene Ontology annotation, cellular component: nucleus.
UCUCUGUACAAUGCGUCAUUCGUGCAAGAUGGUAACGUCGUGAUUGCCGUUUUGCGAAAGAAGCGGGAUCGAGCGGGAUUUCUCUGCGAGUGUUUAUUUCCAGGAAUCGUACAAGCGACAAGCGUGCGGAUCGAUCGGCCGGUUCCACGAUCAUCACCGACUUUUGCGACUGUUUUUAGUGAUUCCCAUUUCAUAAUCGGUUUUCGCCUAUCUGCGACACCAUGUCGGAUGAGAAGAAGGAGACGAAGGCGGAAUCGGAGCACAUAAACCUGAAGGUGCUUGGCCAGGACAAUGCGGUAGUUCAAUUUAAAAUUAAGAAACACACACCUCUUCGCAAAUUGAUGAACGCAUACUGCGACCGUGUAGGUUUGGCAAUAGCAGCAGUAAGAUUUAGAUUUGAUGGACAACCUAUAAAUGAAUUAGAUACACCUACAACACUGGAAAUGGAAGAAGGAGAUACAAUAGAGGUAUAUCAACAACAAACAGGUGGUUCGUGUUGAGACAUAAUGCAUCAUGUUUACAAAUGGACUAAAUGAAAUUUACUGUUCUAGCAGUGUUUAUUUUUAUCAGAAGAUAUGAUAUAUUUUUGGUUUAUGUUUAUUCCACUCUACAAGAUUGGAGACUUUAUCUUAUCUCAUAAUGUACAAAUUAAUUCAUGCUUAAUUUAAUUUUUUCGCUUUUAUUUCUUAGAUAUUUAGAUUUGUGUUUGUUAUUUGAAAUAAUUAUUUAGUAUAUUUUUUAUUUAAAGACGCACAUUAUGCAGUUGUUUAAAGUCUUCAAUUGUCACAGCCAUUUAUUGCAAGUUUUUAUUAACGUGAUCAAAUACAAUCUGCAAUUUAUUGUUGAAAAAAUACGAGCUUAUGUUAUUGUGGAGAUAAAAAAGGAAAUCACACAUUAUUUAAAGAAUACAGUCAUCGUCAUAUAUAUUGUAAGAUCUAUUAAAUAAUCUAUUAAAAAUUUCUUUUGCACAUGAUUCCCAUGUGAAUUAAUAUUGUAACAAUUCAACUUCACUUAAUAAAUUCUCAUUUUUUUUAGAUAUUCUCUUUUUAUAUUUAUAAAAAGUGUACAGAACAAAUUUUAUAGAUUAGAAUAUGUACAUUUUUAUUUUGAUGUAUGAAUAAAAACUUCAUUCUCA